Zalophus californianus (California sea lion) is the source of this 12205-nucleotide messenger RNA. RefSeq names its product mucin 2, oligomeric mucus/gel-forming (gene MUC2). The record is from RefSeq and is a predicted model, not a curated record. Bases 7 to 12045 code for a protein of 4012 amino acids. The transcript is spliced from 48 exons. NCBI's taxonomy places the organism in Eukaryota, Metazoa, Chordata, Mammalia, Carnivora, Otariidae. Gene Ontology annotation, molecular function: protein binding. Gene Ontology annotation, cellular component: extracellular matrix.
GCCACCAUGGGGCUGCCGCUAGCCUGCCUGGUGGCCGUCUGUCUGGCCCUGAGCUCCUCUGGGGGUGCAGAGCUCCAGAGAGAGGGCAGGACCCGGAACCAUGGCCACAGCGUCUGCAGCACUUGGGGCAACUUCCACUACAAGACCUUCGACGGGGACGUCUUCCGCUUCCCGGGCCUGUGUGACUACAACUUCGCGUCCGACUGCAGGCACUCCUACAAGGAGUUCGCAGUGCACCUGAAGCGGGGCUCGGGCAGCACCGGGGGGCACCCCCAGCUCGAGCACAUCCUGCUGAACAUCGGGGACGACACCAUCUACCUCACUCGCCAUCUGACUGUGGUCAACGGGGCCACGGUCAGCACCCCGCACUACAGCUCUGGGCUGCUCAUUGAGAAGAGCAACACCUACACCAAGGUCUACUCCCGCGCUGGACUUACCCUCAUGUGGAACCGGGAGGACUCACUCAUGCUAGAACUGGACAGUAAGUUCCGGAAACACACGUGUGGCCUCUGCGGGGACUACAAUGGCCUGCAGACCUACUCCGAGUUCCUGUCUGAGGGCGUGCUCUUCAGUGCCCUCGAGUUUGGGAACAUGCAGAAGAUCCACAAGCCCGAGGUGGAGUGCGAUGACCCUGAGGAGACGCCGGCCCCGGAGUCCUGCUCUGAGCACCGCGCUGAGUGCGAGAAGCUGCUGACAGCCGCGGCCUUCGACGACUGCCUGGGCCUUGUGCCGCUGGGGCCCUACGUGCAGGCGUGCGUGCAGGACCGCUGUGGGUGCCUGGCGGGCUCCUCCUGCACCUGCAGCACCCUCGCUGAGUUCUCCCGCCAGUGCUCCCAUGCAGGCGGGCAGCCCCGCAACUGGAGGACCGCCGAGCUCUGCCCCAAGAGCUGCCCCGGGAACAUGGUUUACCUGGAGAGCGGCUCGCCCUGCAUGGACACCUGCUCACACCUGGAGGUCAGCAGCCUGUGUGAGGAGCACCGCAUGGACGGCUGUUUCUGCCCGGAAGGCACCGUGUAUGAUGACAUCGCAGGCCUCGGCUGCGUCCCCGUGAGCCAGUGCCACUGCAAGCUCCACGGGCACCUGCACUCACCUGGCCAGCGCAUUAGCAGCGACUGCGAGGAGUGCAUCUGCACCGCCGGCCGCUGGGUGUGCAAAGACCUGGCGUGCCCAGGCACCUGUGCCCUGGAGGGCGGCUCCCACAUCACCACCUUUGAUGGGAAGAAGUACACCUUCCACGGGGACUGCUACUAUGUGCUGAUCAAGGGCGACCACAAAGACUCCUAUGCCCUCCUGGGCGAGCUGGCCCCCUGCGGCUCCACGGACCAGCAGACCUGCCUGAAGACGGUGGUGCUGCUGGCCGACAGCAGGAAGAACGUGGUGGCCUUCAAGUCGGACGGCAGCGUCCUGCUGAACGAGCUGCAGGUGAACCUGCCCCACGUGACCGCCAGCUUCUCCAUCUUCCAACCGUCCGCCUACCAUCUCAUGGUGAGCACCGCCUUCGGCCUCAGGCUGCAGGUCCAGCUCGUGCCCAUCAUGCAGCUCUUCGUGACGCUGGACCAGGCUGCCCAGGGGCGCGUGCAGGGUCUCUGCGGGAACUUCAACGGCCUGGAAGGGGAUGACUUUAACACAGCGGGCGGGCUGGUGGAGGCCACGGGGGCUGGCUUCGCCAACACCUGGAAGGCCCGGUCGAGCUGCCAUGACAAGCUGAACUGGCUGGACCACCCCUGCUCCCUCAACAUCGAGAGCGCCAACUAUGCCGAGCACUGGUGUUCCCUGCUGAAGAAGACAGAGACCCCCUUUGGCAGGUGCCACGCGGCCGUGGACCCCUCGGACUAUUACAAGAGGUGCAAGUAUGACACGUGUAACUGCCAGAACAGCGAGGGCUGCAUGUGUGCCGCGCUGUCCUCCUACGCCCGUGCCUGCGCCACCAAGGGCGUCAUGCUGUGGGGCUGGCGGGAGCAAGUCUGCAACAAGGAUGUGGGCUCCUGCCCCAACUCACAGGUGUUCUUGUACAACCUGACCACCUGCCUGCCCACCUGCCGCUCGCUCUCUGAGGCCAACGCCCACUGCCUUCAGGGCUUCGUGCCCGUGGACGGCUGUGGCUGCCCAGACGGCACCUUCCUGGAUGAGAAGGGCCGCUGUGUGCCACUGGCCAAGUGCUCCUGCUACCACCAGGGCCUCUACCUGGAGGCUGGGGAAGUGGUGCUGAGGCAGGAGGAACGCUGCGUCUGCCGCAACGGGAGGCUGCAGUGCGUGCGCGUCAGGCUGCUCGGCCAGAGCUGCUCGGCCCCAAAGAUCCACGUUGACUGCAGCAACCUGACAGCGCUGACCAUCCAGAACUCGCGACCUACCAGCUGCCAGACGCUGGCUGCCGGCCACUAUCAGACCGAGUGUGUCAGCGGCUGUGUUUGCCCGGAAGGGCUGAUGGACGACGGCCGUGGGGGCUGCGUUGUGGAGGAGGAGUGCCCGUGUCUGCACAACACAGACCUGUAUGCCCCUGGGGACAAGAUCAAGGUGGACUGCAACACGUGCACCUGCCAGAGAGGGCGCUGGACGUGCACCAAGUCGCUGUGCUACAGUUCCUGCUCCAUCUAUGGGAGUGGCCACUACAUCACCUUUGACGGGAAGUACUACGAUUUCGACGGACACUGCUCCUACGUGGCGGCUCAGGACUACUGUGGCCAGAACUCCUCCUCGGGCUCCUUCGGCAUCAUCACCGAGAACGUUCCCUGUGGCACCACGGGUGUCACUUGCUCCAAGGCCAUCAAAAUCUUCUUGGGGAGGACGGAGCUGAAGCUGGAGGAUAAGCGCCACCUGGUGAUCCAGCGGGACUCGGGCCACCACGUGGCCUACACCACCCGGGAGGUGGGCCAGUACCUGGUGGUGGAGGCCAGCAUCGGCAUCAUCGUCAUCUGGGACAAGAAGACCACCAUCUUCAUCAAGCUGGCCCCGUCCUACAAGGGCACAGUGUGCGGGCUGUGUGGGAACUUUGACCACCGCUCCAGCAACGACUUUACCACGAGGGACCACAUGGUGGUGGGCAGCGAGCUGGACUUCGGGAACAGCUGGAAGGAGGCCUCCACCUGUCCGGACGUGAGCGUCACCCCGGAUCCAUGCGCCCGGAACCCUCACCGCCUCUCCUGGGCUGAGAAGCAAUGCAGCAUCAUCAAGAGCUCUGUCUUUGGCAUCUGCCACAGCAAGGUGGACCCCAAGCCCUUCUACGAGGCCUGCGUCCACGAUUCGUGCUCUUGCGACACAGGCGGGGACUGUGAGUGCUUCUGCUCUGCCGUGGCCUCCUACGCUCAGGAGUGUACUAAGGAGGGGGCCUGUGUGUUCUGGAGGACGCCAGACCUGUGCCCCAUAUUCUGUGACUACUACAACCCCCCGGACGAGUGUGAGUGGCACUAUGAGCCCUGUGGGAACCGCAGCUUUGAGACCUGCAGGACCAUCAACGGCAUCCACUCCAACAUCUCCGUGUCCUACCUGGAGGGCUGCUACCCCCGGUGCCCGGAGGACAGGCCCAUCUAUGAUGAGGACCUGAAGCAGUGCGUCACGGCGGGCAAAUGUGGCUGCUAUGUCGGGGACACUCGUUACCCACCUGGAGGAUCCGUUCCCACCAACGAGGACUGCCAGUCUUGCGUGUGUACCAACACCUCGAAAGUCGUCUGCUGGCCAGAAGAAGGGAAGAUUCUCAACUACACCCAGGACGGCUUCUUCUGCUACUGGGAGGUCUGUGGCCCCAACGGGACAGUGGAGAGACACUUCAACAUCUGCACAACCUCAACCACCCGGCCGCCCUCCACCACGAUCCCCGUCACCACCAGUACCCCCCUCACCACCACCACCACCACCACCACCACCACGCCAACCACCACGCCGACCACUACCAUCACCACCACUCCGACCACCACGCCGACCACCACGCCGACCACCACCAUCACUACCACUCCGACUACCACGCCGACCACCACCAUCACCACCACUCCAACCACCACGCCGACCACCACGCCGACCACCACUCCGACUACCACACCAACCACCACCAUCACCACCACGCCGACCACCACGCCGACCACCACGCCGAUCACCACCAUCACUACCACUCCGACCACCACGCCGACCACCACCAUCACCACCACUCCAACCACCACGCCGACCACCACGCCGACCGCCACUCCGACUACCACACCAACCAUCACCAUCACUACCACUCCAACCGCCAUGCCGACCACCACCAUCACCACCACUCCAACCACCAUGCCGACCACCACGCCGACCACCACCACCACAGGCACACCAACCUCGACUCCCACCAUCACCACCACCACAGGCACAGAGACCCCGACCCCAACACCUACUCUGACCACCACGACCACCUCGACGUCCACACCUACUCCAGAACCCCCGACCACCACCAUCACCACCACGCCUACCCCGGGAUCAACCACCACAGGGCCAACAAUCUCUCCCUGUGUGCCUCACUGCAACUGGACGGGCUGGCUGGAUUCAGGUAAACCAAGCUUUACGAAACCGGGUGGAGACAUUGAAUCAAUUAAGGAUGUCUGUAAAGAAGACUGGGCAGUCAACAUCUCCUGCAGAGCCACGCAGUUUCCCAACAUUCCCAUCGGAGAACUUGGGCAAAAUGUGGUGUGUGACCUCUCUGUUGGGUUGGUGUGUAGAAAUGAAGACCAGAAGCCAGGGGGGAUCAUGCCGCAGCCCUUCUGCCUCAACUAUGAGAUCAAUGUCCAAUGCUGUAUAAUGCCUCACGACUGUAUCACAAAACCUCCUCCUACCACCACCCUGACCACCACCACCACCAUCACCACCACCGUGGGCACCCCAACCCCAACCCCCACCAUCACAACCACCACAGGCACAGAGACCCCAACACCCACCAUCACCACCUCUCCAAACACCACCAUGACCACCACUCCAACCACCACCACCACGGGCACUCUGACCCCGACCCCCACUAUCACCACCACUCCUACCACCACCAGCACAGGCACCCCAACCCCAACCCCCACCAUCAGCACUACCACGGGCACUGAGACCCCGACCCCCACCAUCACCACCACUCCGAGCGCCACCACUUCUACCACCACCACGGGCACACCAACUCCGACCCCCACCAUCACCACUGCUCCGAGCACCACCUCGACCACAAUCACCACAGGAACAGCAACCCCAACACCCCCUAUCAGCACUACCACGGGCACUGAGACCCCGACCCCCACCAUCACCACCACUCCAAGCACCACCACCAUUACUACCACCACCACAGGAACCACAACCCCAACCCCCAACAUCACCACCACUCCAAGCAUCACCACUUCUACCACCACCACGGGCACACCAACUCCGACCCCCACCAUCACCACCGCUCCGAGCACCACCUCGACCACAAUCACCACAGGAACCGCAACCCCAACCCCCCCCAUCAGCACUACCACGGGCACUGAGACCCCGACCCCAACCAUCACCACCACUCCGAACAUCACCACUUCUACCACCACCACCACAGGAACCACAACCCCAACACCGACCAUCAGCACGACCACAGGCACUGAGACCCCAACCCCCACCAUCACCACCACUUUGAGCACCACCACUUCUACCACCACCACGGGCACACCAACUCCGACCCCCACCAUCACCACCACUCCAAGCACCACCUCGACCACAACCACCACAGGAACCACAACCCCAACCCCGACCAUCAGCGCUACCAUCGGCACUGAGACCCCGACCCCCACAAUCACCACUACUCCAAGCACCACCACCAUGACCACCACCACCACAGGAACCAUAACCCCAACCCCCAACAUCAGCACUACCACGGGCACUGAGACCCUGACCCCCACCAUCACCUCCACUCCAAGCACCACCACUUCUACCACCAUAGGAACCACAACCCCAACCCCCACCAUCAGCACUACCACGGGCACUGAGACCCCGACCCCAACCAUCACCACCACUCCGAGCACCACCACUUCUACCACCACCACGGGCACACCAACUCCGACCCCCACCAUCACCACCACUCCAAGCACCACCACUUCUACCACCACAGGAACCACAACCCCGACCCCCACCAUCAGCACUACCACGGGCACUGAGACCCCGACCCCCACCAUCACCACCACUCCGAACAUCACCACUUCUACCACCACCACCACAGGAACCACAACCACAACCCCGGCCAUCAGCGCUAACAUCGGCACUGAGACCCCGACCCCCACAAUCACCACUACUCCAAGCACCACCACCAUGACCACCACCACCACAGGAACCACAACCCCAACCCCCACCAUCAGCACUACCACGGGCACUGAGACCCCGACCCCCACCAUAACCACCACUCCGAGCACCACCACUACUACCACCACCACAGGCACACCAACUCCGACCCCCACCAUCACCACCACUCCAAGCACCACCACUUCUACCACCAUAGGAACCACAACCCCAACCCCCACCAUCAGCACUACCACGGGCACUGAGACCCCGACCCCCACCAUCACCACCACUCCGAGCACCACCACUUCUACCACCACCACGGGCACACCAACUCCGACCCCCACCAUCACCACCACUCCGAGCACCACCUCGACCACAACCACCACAGGAACCACAACCCCAACCCCCACCAUCAGCACGACCACAGGCACUGAGACCUCGAUCCCCACCAUCACCACCACUCCGAGCAUCACCACGACCACAACCACCACAGGAACCACAACCCCAACCCCCACCAUCAGCACUACCAUGGGCACUGAGACCCCGACCCCCACCAUCACCGCCACUCCAAGCACCACCACUUCUACUACCACCACAGGCACACCAACUCCGACCCCCACCAUCACCACCACUCCAAGCACCACCACUUCUACCACCACUACCAUGGGCACACCAACUCCGACCCCCACCAUCACCACCACGCCAAGCACCACCUCAACCACCACCAAAACGGGCACACCAACUCCGACCCCCACCAUCACCACCACUCCAAGCACCACCACUUCUACCACCACCACCACGGGCACACCAACUCCGACCCCCACCAUCACCACCACUCUGAGCACCACCUCGACCACAACCACCACAGGAACCACAACCCCAACCCCCACCAUCAGCACUACCACGGGCACUGAGACCCCGACCCCCACCAUCACCACCACUCCAAGCACCACCACUUCUACCACCACCACGGGCACACCAACUCCGACCCCCACCAUCACCACCACUCGAAGCACCACCUCGACCACAACCACCACAGGAACCCCAACCCCAACCCCUACCAUUGGCACUACCAUGGGCACUGAGACCCCGACCCCCACCACCACCACCACUCCGAGCACCACCACUUCUACCACCACCACAGGCACACCAACUCCGACCCCCACCAUCACCACCACUCCAAGCACCACCACUUCUACCACCAUAGGAACCACAACCCCGACCCCCACCAUCAGCACUACCACAGGCACUGAGACCCCGACCCAAACCAUCACCACCACUCCGAACAUCACCACUUCUACCACUACCACCACAGGAACCACAACCCCAACCCCGACCAUCAGCACGACCACAGGCACUGAGACCCCAACCCCCACCAUCACCACCACUCUGAGCACCACCACUUCUACCACCACCACGGGCACACCAACUCCGACCCCCACCAUCACCACCACUCCAAGCACCACCUCGACCACAACCACCACAGGAACCACAACCCCAACCCCGACUAUCAGCGCUACCAUCAGCACUGAGACCCCGACCCCCACAAUCACCACUACUCCAAGCACCACCACCAUGACCACCACCACCACAGGAACCAUAACCCCAACCCCCAACAUCAGCACUACCACGGGCACUGAGACCCUGACCCCCACCAUCACCUCCACUCCAAGCACCACCACUUCUACCACCAUAGGAACCACAACCCCAACCCCCACCAUCAGCACUACCACGGGCACUGAGACCCCGACCCCCACCAUCACCACCACUCCGAGCGCCACCACUUCUACCACCACAGGAACCACAACCCCAACCCCCACCAUCAGCACUACCACGGGCACUGAGACCCCGACCCCCACCAUCACCACCACUCCGAACAUCACCACUUCUACCACCACCACCACAGGAACCACAACCCCAACCCUGACCAUCAGCGCUAACAUCGGCACUGAGACCCCGACCCCCACAAUCACCACUACUCCAAGCACCACCACCAUGACCACCACCACCACAGGAACCACAACCCCAACCCCCACCAUCAGCACUACCACGGGCACUGAGACCCCGACCCCCACCAUCAUCACCACUCCGAGCACCACCACUACUACCACCACCACAGGCACACCAACUCCGACCCCCACCAUCACCACCACUCCAAGCACCACCACUUCUACCACCAUAGGAACCACAACCCCAACCCCCACCAUCAGCACUACCACGGGCACUGAGACCCCGACCCCCACCAUCACCACCACUCCGAGCACCACCACUACUACCACCACCACAGGCACACCAACUCCGACCCCCACCAUCACCACCACUCCGAGCACCACCACUUCUACCACCACCACGGGCACACCAACUCCGACCCCCACCAUCACCACCACUCCGAGCACCACCACUUCUACCACCACCACGGGCACACCAACUCCGACCCCCACCAUCACCACCACUCCGAGCACCACCACUUCUACCACCACCACGGGCACACCAACUCCGACCCCCACCAUCACCUCCACUCCGAGCACCACCACUUCUACCACCACCACGGGCACACCAACUCCGACCCCCACCAUCACCUCCACUCCGAGCACCACCACUUCUACCACCACCACGGGCACACCAACUCCGACCCCCACCAUCACCACCACUUCGAGCACCACCUCGACCACAACCACCACAGGAACCACAACCCCAACCCCCACCAUCAGCACUACCACCGGCACUGAGACCCCGACCCCCACCCUGACCACCACGACGACCACCACCACCACGAGCACCCCGACCAUCACCACUACCAUGGGCACUGAACCUGCAGAAUCAACCACGCUUCUGACCACCACCCCAACAAUCGUGGAGACAUCCAGCACACUAUCACCCUCCCCGCCAACAGAAACAAAGGGCACUACCACAGGAGGCACUUCGCCUUCUCCGCCCACUCCUGCUACCAGCACUCCAGGCAUGCAGACCUCUGGUCCCACCUCCUCGAAGACCACCCCCACCAGCAAAACUACAACCGGGCCCCCCUCACCCACCCCAGGAGCCCCCUCCACGCCCACUCCCAUGACUGUGUCAACAACCACCAUAGGAACCUCCACACCGCCCACGCCAUCCAGGCCACAGACCACCAGCACCACGACCUCCCGUGUGCCCACCCCUACACUGACCCCGAUCUCCACCCCCAACCUCACCAUAAGCACAGGCACAGUCAUCUCUUCCUCUCAGGUCAUCUGCUGCGUUUUGAACGACACCUACUACAUACCAGGUGAGAUGAUGUACAAUGGCACGCACGGGGACACCUGCUAUUAUGUGAACUGCUCGUUGUCCUGCACCAUGGAGAUUUUCAACUGGUCGUGCCCGUCCACACCCACACCCUCCACAACACCCAGCCCUUCCAAGCCGACACCCGCUUCAACGCCCAAACCAGCCGCGCCCACAGCAUCGAGCACGCCGGCCACCACCAAGCCCCCUGCGUGCCCAGACUUUGAUCCUCCCAGACAGGAGAAUGAGACGUGGUGGCUGUGUAACUGCACCAUGGCGAUUUGCAAGUACAACAACACGGUGGAGCUCGUGGAGAUGGAGUGCGAGGUCCCGCCCAAGCCCACCUGCUCCAACGGCCUCCAGCCCGUGCUCGUCAAGGGUCCCCACGACUGCUGCCAGCACUGGGAGUGCGACUGCUACUGCACUGGCUGGGGGGACCCACACUACGUCACGUUCGACGGGCUGUACUAUAGCUACCAGGGCAACUGCACAUACGUGCUGGUGGAGAGGGCCACCUCCACGCCAGACAACUUCGGGGUCUACAUCGACAACUACCACUGUGACGUCAACGACCAGGUGUCCUGCCCCCGCACACUCAUCGUGCGUUACGAGUCCCAGGAGGUGCUGAUCAAGACGCUGCAGAUGAUGCCCAUCAAGGUUCAGGUGCAGGUCAACAGGCAGGUGGUGGCCCUGCCCUACACGAAGAAUGAGCUGCACGUGUACCAAUCCGGCAUCAGCUACAUGGCGGAAAUCUCCAAGCUGGGCGCCCUCAUCUCCUACAAUGGACUUUCCUUCUCCAUCAGGUUGCCCUACCACCUGUUUGGCAACAACACCAAGGGCCAGUGUGGCACGUGCACCAACAACACUGUGGAUGACUGCGUGCUGCCCAGUGGGGAGGUCGUUUCCAGCUGUGAGUUCGCAGCGGAUCAGUGGAUGGUGAACGACCCCUCCAAGCCACACUGUCCCCAAACCAGAGUCACCACCAAGGGCCCGACCGUCACGCCGCUGGGGGGCAACACCACCUCCCACAAGGACUGCGCCUCUCCUCUCUGCAAGCUCAUGAAAGACAGCUUGUUUGCCCCGUGCCAUGCCUUGGUACCCCCCCAGCACUACUACGAAGCCUGCAUGUUCGACAGCUGCCUUGUGCCUGGCACAGGCCUGGAGUGCGCCAGCCUGCAGACCUACGCCACCAUCUGUGCCCAGGCGAACAUCUGCAUCGACUGGCGGAACCACACCCAUGGGGUCUGCUCGAUGACGUGUCCGCCUCACAGGGAGUACCGGGCCUGUGGUCCUGCAAACGAGCCCUCCUGCGAGUCUAGCUUAGUCGCCGCAAGACUCCCAAAGCAGAGGAGCACCGGCCUGGUGGAAGGCUGCUUCUGCCCCGAGGGCACCAUGAACUACGCCCCAGGAUUCGACGUCUGUGUGGACUUGUGUGGCUGUGUGGGACCUGACGAUGUGCCUAGAAAGUUCGGGGAGCACUUUGAAUUUGACUGCAAGGACUGCGUGUGCCUGGAGGGCGGGCGCGGCAUCAUCUGCCAACCCAAGGAGUGCCGCCAGGAGCCGGUCACCUGCACAGAGGACGGCACCUACCCGGUCACGGAGGUCAACCCCGCGGACACGUGCUGUAACAUCACGACCUGCAAGUGCAAUACCAGCCUGUGUGAGGGGUUGCCGCCCAAGUGCCCGCUGGGCUUCGAAGUGAGCAGCAAGACCAGUCCUGGGAAGUGUUGUCCGCACUACUCUUGUGUGCCCAAGGGUGUGUGCGUUCACGGGAAUGCUGAGUACCAGCCCGGGUCCCCAGUGUAUUCCUCCAAGUGCCAGGACUGUGUCUGCACCAGCGGCAGGAAUAGCAGCUCACAGCUCAACGUCAUCUCCUGCACCCAUGUGCACUGCGAUAACUCCUGUAGCCCCGGCUUUGAGCUGGUGGACGUCCCUGGGGAGUGCUGUGGCAAGUGUCAGCAGACCCACUGCAUCAUCAAAAGACCCAGCAUGGAGAACAUCAUCCUAAAGCCCGGGGACAUGAGUCACGACCCCACGAACAAUUGCACCUUCUUCAGCUGUGUGAAAAUCCACAACCAGCUCAUCUCCUCCGUCUCCAACAUCACCUGCCCUGACUUUGACCCCAGCAUCUGCCUCCCAGGCUCCAUCACACUCCUGCCCAAUGGAUGCUGCAAGAAAUGCAUCCCUCGCAACGAGACCAGGAUCCACUGUUCCACCGUCCCCGUUACCAAGGAAAUUUCUUACUCCGGCUGCACCAAGAAAGUCACAAUGAAUUCCUGCUCUGGGUCCUGUGGGACCUUUGUCAUGUUCUCGGCGGAGGCCCAGGCCCUGGACCACUGGUGCUCUUGCUGUAAGGAGGAGCGCACCAGCCAGCGAGAGGUGCAGCUGAGCUGCCCUGAUGGCCGCUCCCUGACGCACACUUACACCCACAUCGAGAGCUGCCUGUGUCAGGACAGCGUGUGUGAGCUCCCGCGGGCCCCGCACCGCCUCCCUCCCCGUGCCCGGCGCGCCAGCCCCCGGGGCCUGCCCCCGGGGAGGGAUUGAGCAGGGCCCCGCCGUCCAGCCCCCACCCCAAAACCGUCCUCUGCACGCCCCCCUCCCGCUGACCCGCUGAGCUUCCUCACCUUAGCGGACCUCCUUUCUACGGAUAUUUAUUUUCCGAGUCUUUGUUCAAGUCUUUGCUUUCCAAAAUAAACCUGGGCAG